GAUAACCUCAAUCCGUCCUUCUCUCUUACAACACACCUCAGUCUUGAGAGCGGUCAUCCGUGUUAAGUGGCCCUGCAAUGGCGAGCAGCGCCCUCAAGCAGGCUAGUGCCACGCCACCGACACUGCAGCAGGCACAGACGAAUGCUUUGCUGACGCUCCUCAACCUCAAUAACCCUAUAGACCCGUCCUCUAAUCCUCUAUCUAUAUGGAAGGUAUUGAUUCUAGACCAGUAUACCAAGGACAUAUUGGCGACCGUCCUUCGGGUGCAAGACCUCCGCGAUGUUGGUGUGACUCUUCAUGUACAGCUGCACUCCUCCCGGCCACCGCUACCUGAUGUCCCUGCGGUCUAUUUCGUGUCUCCUACACUGGCGAAUAUCAAGCGCAUAGCUUAUGACUUGGAGAAGAACUUGUACGAGUCAUUCCACCUCAACUUUGUCGAACCUCUUCCGAGAGCUCUCUUAGAAGAGCUCGCCGCCGCUGUCGCACGGGACGGAAGCGGUGAACUUGUGGAACAGGUUCUUGACCAAUACUUGUCUUUCAUAUCCCCAUCGCCGUCACUGUUCUCCCUUCUUCCUCCACCCCACAGCCCAUCACCUACGACGCCUGGCACCCCGGGCACGUCUACCGCUUCCCCAGAGACCCAUUCGACAUAUUCCAUCCUCAACUCACCGUCGUCUGCGGAGCAGCAGAUCGAGUCAGAAAUCGAGCGAGUGGCGACCGGGCUUUUCAGUGUAGUCGCGACAACGGGUCAUGUUCCGAUUAUCCGCUGCCCACGAGGCAAUGCGGCGGAGAUGAUUGCAAAGAAGCUGGAACAGAAGAUUCGAGACGCUAUCCUGUCUGCGUCGAGGUCACAGUCUGCCUCAAUAUUCUCACAAGAUUCGACCGGCUUGUCAAAUCUCCAGCGACCUCUUCUGCUCCUCCUCGACCGCAAUAUUGAUUUGGUACCUAUGCUCUCCCACGGCUGGACAUAUCAGGCCUUGGUAUCGGAUUGUCUGGACAUGAAACUCAGCCGAGUGGUCAUCUCUCAGCCUCAAAAGAAGUCCUAUGACUUGGACUCCAAAGAUUUCUUCUGGGCUAAGAACGCCGCUAAUCCAUUCCCUCAAGUCGCGGAAGAUAUUGAUAUCGAGCUGAACCGUUACAAGCAGGAUGCCGCUGAGAUCACACGUUCGACGGGCAUCAGCGAUGUGAACGACAUCGCUCAAGUCGACCUGUCAGCAAAUGCAGCACAUCUCAAGACUGCCAUCACCGCUUUGCCAGAACUGACAGCACGCAAGGCGACACUCGAUACCCACAUGAACAUCGCAACCUCUCUGCUUGAGGAAAUCAAGAAACGUGGCUUGGAUGAGCUAUUCAGCAUGGAGGAAGCAAUCACGAAGCAGAACGUGCAAAUCAUCCUUGAGACGCUUCGCCACCCCAAACCGGAUGUCGUUCCAACCCCGGCGGACAAGCUCCGUUUGGUGCUCAUCUUCUAUCUCUCUUCUCCGGACAAUGCUAUCUCCAAGGAGGACGUCGCUGAGCUCGAGAAAGAGCUCAAGACCGCCGGUGCCGAUACUGCUGCCUUCGAGUACGUGCGCCGAACGCGGGAGAUCUCGCGCAUGACCGUCCCCACGGCAGUCGGUGGCGCCUCCACGCCUGCCCUAGGCGGCACACCAGGCGGCGAGCUCUUCAAGGGCUUCAGCGCACUCGGGAACAGGCUCAUCAAGGACCGCGGCCUCGACAAUUUGAUCAGCGGCGUGAAGAACUUCCUGCCUGCGAACAAGCUCCUGCCGGUCACGAGGCUCACGGAGGCACUGAUGGACUCCUCCUCGGCGUCGAACCAGUCGUUGCAGGAGACGGACGACUACCUGUUCCUUGACCCCCGCGCCCCGAAGAACCCGAACGCAGGCUUAGGCAUCUCGGGUGUCGGUCCCGGAGGUGCUGGCGGCGCAGCGAGCGGACGCUCGAAGCGCAUGGCCUUCUCAGAUGGUGUAGUGUUCAUCGUGGGAGGUGCCGGAUACGUUGAGUAUGGGAACCUCGAGGAGUGGGCCCAGAGGACAGGCAAGAGGGUGACUUACGGUGGCACCGAAAUUUUGGACCCUGGAGGAUUUGUAAAAGUGCUUGAGAGUCUCGGGAAGGGAUCUGCGUAGCUUUUACCUCCUCAACACGAGUUUCUGAAUCAUUGUUUCGUCUGAAUUUUAGUCAUGCUGGUAUUUGAGUAACUGACAGCGUGCAAGUGUAUUGAGCAUGGAUACAACGAGUGAGGGUAAUUUACAGAUGAAAUGAUGCCAACUCAAGACGCUUGGGUGAGAUUACUUUCGCUUCUGCUGCAUGGCCAGAAUCUGCACCAGGCGAAUGCUGUUACGGGGCUGGUCAGAUAU
Messenger RNA from Phanerochaete carnosa HHB-10118-sp, 2357 nucleotides. RefSeq lists its product as uncharacterized. Gene Ontology annotation, cellular component: cytosol; Golgi membrane. Bases 78 to 2126 code for a protein of 682 amino acids. Gene Ontology annotation, molecular function: syntaxin binding. The transcript has 9 exons. NCBI's taxonomy places the organism in Eukaryota, Fungi, Basidiomycota, Agaricomycetes, Polyporales, Phanerochaetaceae. Gene Ontology annotation, biological process: intracellular protein transport; endoplasmic reticulum to Golgi vesicle-mediated transport. The record is from RefSeq and is a predicted model, not a curated record.